Alternaria atra is the source of this 1569-nucleotide messenger RNA. RefSeq lists its product as uncharacterized. Gene Ontology annotation, molecular function: protein binding; histone methyltransferase activity; zinc ion binding. Gene Ontology annotation, cellular component: nucleus. The record is from RefSeq and is a predicted model, not a curated record. The coding region runs from base 1 to 1569 and encodes 522 amino acids. The transcript has 3 exons. Lineage: Eukaryota; Fungi; Ascomycota; Dothideomycetes; Pleosporales; Pleosporaceae.
AUGGCGUUAGUACUCCUUCACUACACAUGGCCCGUGCACGGUACUGAUAUCAACGUCCAGGAGGAGCAGUACUUAGUACGUUGGACGACAGAAACAUCGACGACGGAACCGCCUCUUAGUUGGCAUCCGAUAAAAGAACUAGUACGAUGUCUAGAGCACGUUCAAGAUUACCUCGAAGUGAGAGAGAAGAACGUACCGCCAUCUCAGCGGACGAAAACUUCCAGAAAAAGAAAGAGCCCUGAUGAGGGUCCAGGGUAUGACCGUCGCUCAUCACCUUUCGACCGACGACUUCAAGACAGCCGUACGCCGUUAGCUUCACGGUCUCCUUCUGUGUCAUCUGUCGCAACAUCCCCAUCUGCAGUCAUCGACAUCUACAACGGUGUUUUGGAUGCCGAUGAACAUGGUCACGUUUUCGUUCGCCAAGCCUCAAGUAAAGACAUACCAAAACUUGACAUUCAUACUAUUCUUACGUCAGAGAUGAACCGGGAUGCACAUCGUUUCAGUGUUGACAAAGCACUCACCUAUAUUCGCAACGAGUAUGUACGGAGACUAGCGAAAGUAGCAGGCAAACCCAUCCACUUAAUCAAUCUAGUAGACAAAGCCACUCCAUCUUUGCGAUUUCGAUACAUCUCCGAAUACGUAUUGAAUGAGCAGCAAGGCGUCUACCGCGCAUCAGUCGAAACUCAACAAGGCUGUACGCAAUGUUCACCACAUAUGGGCCGUGACAUCGGAUGCGAAUACACCAAAAAGUGUGACUGUCUUGAAUACGCAGCAGUCGAUGAAAGUCGUCUCGAUGAAGAAGGUAGGCGAGCAUACCAGGACGCUCUCGAAACGGGAACAUCCACUAUGGGCUUUCCUAAGAAGUUCCCUUACUUCGCUGAAGGCACCAAACGAGAGAAGACCGGCUGUCUUGUGCCCUUCUACUUAAACUCCCGUCGCCCAAUCUACGAGUGUAACGAUAGGUGUAGGUGCGGUCCCUAUUGUCGAAAUAAAAAUGUACAGUUUGGACGACAAGUCGAGUUGGAAAUCUUCCGAACCGGUGACGUACGAGGUUGGGGUUUGCGCUGCAAGGUGGGUUCUGAUGUGUACCAAUUAUCUGAGAGGCAUACGCUGACAUCACCCCUCCCGCUGCAGGAAGAUCUUCACGAAGGCCAAUCCAUUGACACCUACCGCGGCGAAGUGAUAACCGACGCCGAAGCCACCCGUCGAGAAAGCUCUUCUUCAAAAGCAAAAGCAUCGUACCUCUACUCUCUCGACAAGUUCGCAGAAUCCGAAGGCCUCAAGGAAGAGGAUAUAUACGUUGUGGAUGGCGAGUUUAUGGGUGGGCCAACAAAAUUCAUUAACCACUCAUGCGACCCCAAUUGUCGGCAGUAUACUGUCUCUUACAAUAAGCAUGAUCCUAGGAUCUAUGAUAUUGCGUUCUUCGCACGGAGACACAUACCCAAGGGAGAGGAACUGACGUUCGAUUAUCUUGAUAAGGAAGAAGGUGAGGAAAUAGAUGAGCCGGGUGAGGGUGCGAUAGAAUGCCGUUGUGGUGCGGCGAAUUGUCGAGGAUACCUGUGGAAUUGA